CGUCUCCCAAAGAUACUGAAAACUAAUGCCAACUAUAAGGGCGGUCGCUAUGAGUUGGCCCUCCAGGAGGCGUUCAUGGCUUUCGACGACCUGUUGCUGACCCGCGAGUCCAUCCGAGAGCUGAUUACCAUUCGCCAGUCGUAUCCAAACAACCCGAUCAUCAAAGCCAACGCACCGGGCAUUGACAGCGGGUGCACAGCCAUCGAUAUACGCGGCCAACUUAGGCGACUCGCGAGCCAUCCUCCGGACGACGCGGACGAGAGGGCGCGGGUGGAGAACGCGGGCGGAGAAGUGGUGUCCGAACGGAUCAAUAUGGGUGUCAACGUCUCGCGAGCCUUCGGCGACCACUCCUACAAACGAAACACUGGACUCUCGAAGAAGGAGCAGAUGAUCAUCGCGUGGCCCGACGUCAAGACGGAGCCCCUGAACCGCACGACAGACACGGCGCUGGUGUUGAUCUGCGACGGCGUCUGG
This is a messenger RNA of Oppiella nova, 474 nucleotides long. NCBI's taxonomy places the organism in Eukaryota, Metazoa, Arthropoda, Arachnida, Sarcoptiformes, Oppiidae. The record is from the annotation of a GenBank genome assembly.